Messenger RNA from Bacillus rossius redtenbacheri, 2496 nucleotides. RefSeq lists its product as uncharacterized. The record is from RefSeq and is a predicted model, not a curated record. NCBI's taxonomy places the organism in Eukaryota, Metazoa, Arthropoda, Insecta, Phasmatodea, Bacillidae. The coding region runs from base 120 to 2078 and encodes 652 amino acids. The transcript is spliced from 2 exons. Gene Ontology annotation, molecular function: DNA binding. Gene Ontology annotation, cellular component: nucleus.
AUGGCCAAUCGUCAUAGUUCGGCAACCGGGCGCUAGAAUGCAUCCCAAUUCACUGUGUGUUGAGUUGGUGAUGAGUUACGUGGAAGGUGUUGUUUACGCAUCGGAAAAGCGCUAUAAUUAUGCCAAAUAAAUACACUCGUAAGGUGGGGAGUACUCGUGGUAGAUGGAAAGCAGAGGAUUUAAAACACGCUUUCGAAGCCGUCGAAAGUGGUACAUCUGUCCGCAAAGCAUCUGCAAUGUUUAAUAUACCCAGAAAAACUCUUGAAAGAAGAAUAAAACAAGGAAAUAUAACAAAAGGGUCAAUGGGACCGAGUUCUUGUUUCGGCAAAGACAAUGAAGAAAGACUUGUGCGUCACAUAAAAAAAAUGCAAAUGAGUGGCUUCCCUCUGACUAGAGACGAUGUUCGUAGUUUAGCAUACAAUUUUGCUACUCAGUUAGGAAUCCAUCAUAGAUUCAAUAAUGAAAACGAGAAGGCCGGAUAUGACUGGUUGCAACUAUUUCUUUCGAGACAUCCAGAUAUAUCUGUGCGCAAGUCUGAGGGUGUUUCACUUGCUAGAGUUCAAGGUAUGGACCGUAAUGAAGUGGCAGAAUAUUUUUCUCUUUUGAAAAUUAUCUUGGAGGAAAACCAACUUAUUAAUAAGCCAUCAGCGAUAUUCAAUAUGGACGAAACAGGCUUGCAGCUGAAUAACCGCCCUGGUGAAGUUCUAGCUGAGAGAGGUUCCAAAGUAGUUCACACUAUUACUUCAGGAGAAAAAGGAGAGACAAUAACAGUCAUAGCAUGCUGUAAUGCAGAGGGCGUGUUCCUCCCUCCAGUUUCGGUAAUGAAGGGGAAAAACAAAAAACCAGAAUGGGAGGAUAACAUGCCACCAGGCAGCAUUGUAAUGAUGUCUGAAAAAUCUGCCUAUGUUAACACAGUUAUUUUUUUUAAUUGGCUUAAAAACCAUUUUUUUCCUCGCAAACCUGCAGGGAAAGUACUGUUGAUUAUGGAUGGCCAUUCUUCUCACUGCAAUUCUGUGGAAGUUCUUGAAUUCGCAGACGAGAAUGAUAUCAUAUUACUGUGUCUCCCUAGCCAUACAACACAUUAUUUACAGCCACUAGACCGUGCUGUAUUUAAAUCUCUGAAACAUCACUUCUACACUGCUUGUUCUAAGUGGCUAACAAACCAUCCGAACCGAAAGAUAACUAGGAUACAGUUUGGUGAGCUUCUGAGUGAAACUUGGGGAAAAGCAGCAACACCUGAAAAUGCGAUAGCAGGUUUCAGAGCCACUGGAAUCUACCCUUUCAACGUAGAUGCUAUUCCAGACUAUGCUUUUGUUGUAAACUCCAGGUCUAGAGACAAUGAAAAUCGUGAACAUGCAACACAUAGUUUGCUUGAAACUAAUUUAGAAGAACCUGGCUGUUCCAGAAAUUCUUCUGGUGUUCCCAACGAAGAUACCGAGGAAAAUUCGCCUUCCGGUGUAAGUAACAUGGAGAUAGAACAGAUUGACACUUACCCAGCCAUUGAAGAUCCCGGUACAUCAUGUCAGACUGCAGACAAAUGCUUAUUUAGCACAACUGUAGAUCGCAUCAUGACUACAAACGUUACUUCACCGUCUACUUGUGGUGCCGAUGCUAUCUCGCCUACCAAAGUCCUGACUGAGAUUUUGCCCAUUCCAAAAACAUCAAAACAGACGCCGAAACGUAAAAAACAGAAAGCUACUCUUCUAACAUCUCCUGAAAAUAUUGCACAAUUGAAAACGAAAAGAAAGAAGAUGGACAAAAUAUUUCUAGGGAAGCAAAAGAAGGCUAUGCCUAUGCAGGCAUAUAACACAAAAUCAAAGCAGAGGAAAGUACUUCGACCCAGAAGAAAUACUUCGUCAAGUAGCAGUUCAGAAUCGGAAGUAACAUUGCAGGAUGAAUCUAGUGACGAUCUUGAUCAAGAAGACGAGGAGUGCAUCGGUUGUGGUGAAGACUACAACCUUACAGUACUGACAUGUGACUGGAUAAAAUGUGUUCGCUGUCGUCGUUGGUUACACGAAAACUGUACUAACUUUACUGAUGUGUGCAACAACUGUGGAAAAGCUAUAACAAAGCAGUGAAAGACUAGUUUCGUUUUAUUUUGUGUAAUGAACCUGUAGGUGUUUUUUAAGUUUAAUUUUCGUCCAUGUUUUAUGUUACCAAUCAGCACACUUCAUUUCAUAACUUAGCAAAAGGGUUCCACUUGAUUUAUGUCUUUAAACAUGUGUAUGUAUUGUUCUUUACAGAUUAUUUCGGCAGACUCUUUGGUUGGCCAUCUGUCCCUGAAGCAUAUGGCCAUCUCUACCGGUACUAUGGGUGAGAUGGCCCAGGUUGUCUAAAAAUAUUUUAAUGAACUUUCUUCUAAACUAUACAAUUGGGACUAUCAUAAAAAUAUUACUUCAUAAAUUUAGUAUACAAUGAAUGCUUUACCAAUUAAAUCAGGAAUUUUACCUAAUAUAUUUAUUUAAUUUGGGCAUUUAAAAAAACUAUGGCCAUCUA